AUGCGACGCCUGAUAUGUAGACAGCCCGCUGAGCUGCGGCGCCUGUCGUGCUGCAGCUGCGGCCGGAGCGGCAGUCAGCGGCCGGAGCAGCAGGGCGUGCUGUGCGCGCUGCAGCGCGACGCGUCGUGGAAGUGCCUGGCGCUGACGCUGCUCAUCUGCGGCUGCCUGGGCGCCGUCACGUGGUGCCGCCUCGCCGAGGUCACCAAGGUGAUCAUCAACUUCUCGCUGUACCCCAUCACGCGCACGCGCCAGAUGUCGCCGUGCGAGGACGGCUACCUGUACGUGCCGGUGGCCUUCCUGGCGCUGCUCUACCUCGUCUACCUGGUCGAGUGCUGGCACUGCACGGCGCGCCUCGACCUGCAGGGCCCGCGCGCCGAGGCGGCGCAGGUGCUCGAGAGGGUCCGGCUAAUGAAGGAGGCCCAGCCCGUCGUCUGGUGGAAGGCGGUGUGCUACCACUACGUGCGCCGCAAGCGGCAGGUGACGCGCUACCGGCACGGUGACGCCUUCACGUCGACGCAGGUCUACUACGAGCGCGUCAACUCGCACGCGGCGGGCGCCUGCUUCUCCUACAGCUACUGCGGCGUCCGCGACAUCUCGCGGGAGCUCAAGCUGGACGCCGACUGCCCGCUCACCAAGAUACGCUUCAGCAAGGGCUUCGCUUUCGCCAAUGUGGAGGCGGCGGCCGAGUUCGAGGAGCAGCGGGCGCGCUUCUUCGGCGAGUACGAGCGCGUCGACGACUACCUGGAGAUGCGGGAGGGGCUCGACGUGGCGCACUUCCGCGACGAGCAGCUGACGGUGGCGCCCGGCGUCGGCGCCUCCCUCUACAGCCCCACCGUCUUCUGGGUGUGCUCGCUGCUGCUGCUGUCCUGGCCGCUGCGCCUGCUGCUGCAGUGCCGCACCGCCUACCUCCACUACCAGGUGACAAAGCUGUUCGGGGUCAACUACGAGACGAGCACGACGGGCGGCCGCAGCAGCGUGGUCACGGCCGCAAACAACAACAACAACAACAACAACAACAACACCCGCAGCGUGAGCUGCUGUCAGCAGGAAGGCGGCUGCGACCAGCGGUGGCUGGGCUCCCGGGGCGGCCUGUCCCACUGCACGGCGGACAGCGGCGACCUGGAGUGGUGCUGCCGAGACAACUCGGUGCUCGUGCCCUCCUACAGCGAGGCGCUCCUCAUGGACACCUCCACAGACGCGGCCGCGGCCGCCCCCCGGAGGCCGACCAGCCUGCUGCCGCAGUCCGCCUCCUGCUACUCCAGCUGCGGACUCAACGGCGGCGGCGGCGGCGUGUCGUCCAGCCAGGCGCGUCACUCGGUGGCUUCUGCAACUCCCGGUGGCUGGACGGCCGGACUGGGUCUUCCUCGGUCGCUGUCCUCUAUGGCGGCGCCCCAGCACCAGAAUCCACAGCUGCAGCAGCAGCUGGUCCUCUACUACCCGAGUCCACUGGUGGAACGCUGUCCAGAGGACCCCUUCCAGGGGCGCAGCGUGACGACGCCCACCGAGGAGCCGCCCCCAGCCUACGAGGAGGCCCUGCGGCUGCCCGUGCUCACGAGGCUGCGGAGGUCGCUGACGGAGCGCGGCGACAUCUGCCGGCCGGGGUCCCGCUUCCGGUCCUCGACGCCGUGCAGCUCCAGCGUGGUGGCCAGGGCCGACAGCGUGAGGGUGGCGCAGCCCGCGUCCCGGGCGCUACUCACCAUGGAGACCAGCCUGUGA
Schistocerca piceifrons (Central American locust) is the source of this 1716-nucleotide messenger RNA. Its product is annotated as transmembrane protein 151B-like. Lineage: Eukaryota; Metazoa; Arthropoda; Insecta; Orthoptera; Acrididae. The record is from RefSeq and is a predicted model, not a curated record. Bases 1 to 1716 code for a protein of 571 amino acids. The transcript is spliced from 9 exons.